GCACCAACCAAAGCUCCCACUAAAUUUCCUACCCGGGCACCAACCAAAGCUCCCACUAACGCACCAACACAGGCACCAACUAAAACUCCCACUAAGGUGCCUACACAGGCACCAACUAAAACUCCAACCAAAGUGCCUACCCGGGCACCAACCAAAGCUCCCACCAAAGGUCCUACACAGGCACCAACCAAAGCUCCCACUAAAGCACCAACCCAGCAUCCCACUGAGGCUCCCACUAAAGCACCUACACAGAUGCCAACACCAGUUCCUUCUGCAGUUCCUACAAAUACACAGAUGCCAUCACCAGUUCCUUCUGCAACUCCUACAAAUGAUGGCAUCAUUGCUGAUAGGAUUGAGCUGAUUCUUGCUUUGGCUGAAGCAAACUAUGGCCCAACUUGUGUCUAUGGCCCCAUUGAGACCUGGGAUGUCACCCGUGUGGUUGACUUUUAUCGUGUAUUUGCAGGAGAAAACGGGGUGACUAAUGAAUUUGAUGCUGGUAACUUCAAUGAGGAUAUAUCUGCAUGGGAUACAUCCAGUGUUACAAGUUUUCAGGAGACUUUUUAUGGAGCUCACAAAUUCAGCCAAGACCUCUCUGGAUGGGAUGUCAGUAAAGUUUCGGCAUGGGGGUUCGUUGGCACUUUCAGAGAGGCCUAUGUAUUCAAUGGUGAUGUCUCAACGUGGGAUGUUAGUGGAACUACUAAAUUGACAAGAAUGUUUGAGGCUGCAUGGGCUUUCAACCGAGAUGUUUCAAACUGGGAUGUAUCGCUCAGCACUAGCUUUAUCCGAAUGUUCAGAAACUCAAAUUUCAACCAGCCUCUUUCUGCCUGGAACUCGAAAGUAUCAAAUGCAAACGACAUGAAUCAUAUGUUUUUUGGGAACACUAAAUUCAACCAAGAAAUCACUGGAUGGGAUGUUCAAAAAGUGACUAAUAUGUGGAGGAUGUUUAAGAAUGCUGGCAAAUUCAACCAGGAUAUAUCUGGUUGGAGCAUAAAUAAAGUGACAAAAUUUGAGGAAACUUUUUAUGGUGCCAGAAAAUUCAAUCAAGACUUGUGUCCUUGGGGCAGCAAAAUGAAGUAA
Messenger RNA from Seminavis robusta, 1077 nucleotides. The record is from the annotation of a GenBank genome assembly. Lineage: Eukaryota; Bacillariophyta; Bacillariophyceae; Naviculales; Naviculaceae.